UUUAACUUACUCGUUUGGCCAUAAGCCCAUAACAAACAAGAAGAAUCUUGAUAAUAUAAUAUAGAUAAUUUCCCAAUAAUUUUCUAAUCCCACAAUCCAACUUUAUAUUGCUAAUACACCCCCCAAUAAAUCACUACUCCAAUUUUCUUGACUCAAAGAAAGCUUGAAAACUCUCCAUUAAUGGCAGCAACUGCAACUACAUUGCUCGAAACCUGUCAAAUCCAACCUCCGAUUUCCGAUGAUGAGCUGUCGCUGUCGGUACCUCUUUCGUUUUUCGACAUAGCAUGGCUGCACUUCCAUCCGAUUCGCCGCCUUCUCUUCUACAACCACCCUUGUUCCAAACCCUAUUUCCUAGAAACCCUAGUUCCAAACCUCAAAGAAUCACUCUCCCUCACUCUCAAACACUAUCUUCCAGCAUCAGGCAACUUACUCUACCCUAAAACCGCCACCACCGAAAAAAAGCCCGUUUUCCGAUACGUCACCGGCGACUCAGUUUCUCUGACAAUAGCCGAGUCGAACAACGAUGAUUUCGACGAGCUUAUUACAAACCAUGCGCGAGAUGCUGACCGGUUCUACAACUUUGUGCCCGAAUUCCCACCGGAAAAAGACGAACUCGAAUAUAAAAUAGUCCCUCUUAUAGCCCUGCAGAUAACCCUAUUUCCGAACCGUGGUAUUUGUAUUGGUUUUGCUAACCAUCAUUGCGUUGGCGAUGCGAGUUCGAUUGUAGGGUUCGUUCGAGCAUGGGCUUCGAUGAACAAAUGUAAUGGAGACGAGGGUUUAUUUCUUACCAAAGAAAGUGAAUCUUUGCCGAUUUUCGAUAGAUCCUUCGUUAAAGAUCCAUUACAAAUUGAUAGAAUCUUCUGGAAAGUACUAAAAGAUGCUCCGUUAAAAUCGUCGUCUUUUCAACUGCCCACAAAUAGGGUUAGAGCCACGUACGUCCUCCACCCGGCCGAUAUUCAAAAGCUAAAAGAUUUGGUUCUGACGAAAAAACCAGGAUUAGUUCGUGUUUCUUCGUUUGUCGUGACGGUGUCCUAUGUUUGGACAUGCUUGGCAAAAUCCUUGGAGGAAAUCGAAGACGAUGCGCUCGAAUUCUUUAUAUUCGCAGUGGAUGUUCGUGCGCGGAUAAAUCCACCCGUGCCUGCUAAUUACUUUGGGAACUGUUUGAGCUACGGAAGGGCGAUAAUCGAGCAUAAAACGCUAGUCGGAGAAUUAGGGUUUUUUGUUGCCGCAGAGGCUAUGGCUUUGGAUAUCAAGAAUAGGGUUAAUAAUAAAGACGAGGUUUUGAAAGGUGCGGAGAAUUGGAUGUCCGAUAGAAAGAAAUUUAGCGGGGCCGUAAGGGCGGUUGGGGUUUCCGGUUCGCCGAAGUUCGAUUUGUGCGAUGCGGAUUUCGGGUGGGGAAGGGCGAGAAAGCUUGAAGUUGUGUCGAUUGAUGGAGAGAAGUAUUCGAUUUCGUUGUGCAAGUCGAAUGGUUCGGAAGGAGGAUUGGAGAUUGGAUUGUCUCUUCCAAAGGAGAGAAUGGAAGCUUUUGCAACUAUAUUUGCAGAUGGACUGUGAUUAAAUUUGACAACUAUAUAUACAUGUGUUAAACUUGUCAAAUUUUGUGUAUAUAUUAUUAAUCUUUAUGUAUUUCAUUUAAUCUGCUGGAAUAGAAUUUGUUAAA
Molecule: messenger RNA, 1660 nt
Organism: Erythranthe guttata (spotted monkey flower)
Lineage: Eukaryota; Viridiplantae; Streptophyta; Magnoliopsida; Lamiales; Phrymaceae
Product: malonyl-coenzyme:anthocyanin 5-O-glucoside-6'''-O-malonyltransferase
Source: RefSeq, a predicted model, not a curated record